AUGAACAGAAUCUCUAAUAUUAUUUCAAAACUUGCCCUUCCUGUGGGUAUUGCCACCACUGCAGCCGCCUAUUCGAUGUAUGAUGUCAAUGGUGGUGAACGUGUGAUUAUUUUCUCCAGGCUUCAAGGUAUCAAGCGUCAAGUUGUUGGCGAAGGUACACAUUUCCUCAUCCCAUGGCUCGAAAAGCCAAUCAAAUUCAAUAUCCGUACUAGACCUAGAAGUAUCAGCACAAACACCGGGUCCAAGGAUUUGCAAAUGGUUAGCUUGACCUUGCGUAUUCUCCACCGCCCAGAUGUUGAAAAGAUCCCAUCCAUUUAUCAAUCUUUAGGGCUUGAUUACGAUGAAAGAGUCUUGCCAUCUAUCAGUAACGAAGUUCUUAAGUCUAUUGUCGCCCAAUUCGAUGCUGCCGAAUUGAUUACUCAAAGAGAAGUUGUUUCCGCUCGUAUUCGUCAAGAACUCAGUGAAAGAGCCCAAGAAUUCCAUAUCAGAUUGGAAGAUGUCAGUAUCACCCAUAUGACUUUUGGUAAUGAUUUCACCAAGGCCGUUGAACAAAAGCAAAUUGCCCAACAAGAUGCUGAAAGAGCCAAGUUCUUGGUUGAAAAAGCUGAACAAGAACGUCAAGCUGCCGUCAUCAGAGCCGAAGGUGAAGCUGAAGCUGCUGAUUUCAUCUCUAAAGCUUUGCAAAAGGCUGGUGAUGGUUUGUUGUUGAUUAGAAGAAUUGAAGCCAGUAAAGAAAUUGCUGAAACAUUGGCCAGCAGCCCAAAUAUUACAUACUUGCCAAAUGGUGCCAAAGAAGCUCAAGGUACCAACAACUCUUUGUUGUUGAACUUAGGUAGAUAA
Messenger RNA from Saccharomycopsis crataegensis, 840 nucleotides. RefSeq names its product prohibitin subunit PHB1 (gene PHB1). The transcript has a single exon. Gene Ontology annotation, cellular component: mitochondrion; membrane. The record is from RefSeq and is a predicted model, not a curated record. The coding region runs from base 1 to 840 and encodes 279 amino acids. Lineage: Eukaryota; Fungi; Ascomycota; Saccharomycetes; Ascoideales; Saccharomycopsidaceae. Gene Ontology annotation, biological process: mitochondrion organization.